Messenger RNA from Plasmodium inui San Antonio 1, 1401 nucleotides. RefSeq names its product ethanolamine kinase. Gene Ontology annotation, cellular component: cytoplasm. The transcript has a single exon. Gene Ontology annotation, molecular function: ethanolamine kinase activity; choline kinase activity. Bases 1 to 1401 code for a protein of 466 amino acids. NCBI's taxonomy places the organism in Eukaryota, Apicomplexa, Aconoidasida, Haemosporida, Plasmodiidae. The record is from RefSeq and is a predicted model, not a curated record. Gene Ontology annotation, biological process: phosphatidylethanolamine biosynthetic process; phosphatidylcholine biosynthetic process.
AUGGAAGAGCAGAAGAAGAGGAAACUGGAGGAGGGUAAGAAAGAGAACAGCUUGGUGGAGAGCACCUCCCCCUUCCCCAUGAGGAGCAGAACGAGCUCUGGGUCGAUAAACUUGCAAAUCACGGAGACGAAGAAUAAACAGGGGGUCUACCCAAUAACGGAGAGUAACCUAAGAAUCCAGGAAGGAGAAGACAGAUGCGUCAAGGCAGAGGAGUUGUUAAAAAAGUACGUCAGUAAUGUUUUUGAAAAUGAAAGGACCCUGUAUAUUUACUGCAAGUAUGUGAUGCUGCACUACGGAAAGGAUCUAGUAGCUCCAAACGAGGUGGACUCUCUUGAUUUCGAGAUGAUAAACGGUGGAAUCACAAACAUCCUCAUCAAAGUGGAAGACACGUCGAAGCAGGCCAAGUACCUCAUAAGACUGUACGGACCAAAGACUGACGAAAUUAUUAACCGAGAAAGAGAAAAAAAAAUCUCCUCCAUUUUAUACGAUAAAAAUAUAUCCAAAAAGAUAUAUGUCUUUUUUUCCAACGGGAGAAUUGAAGAAUUUAUGGAUGGAUAUGCCUUAUCCAGGGAGGAAAUAAAGAAUCCAAGAUUUCAGAAAAUGAUUGCAAAGAAUCUGAAGCUCCUACAUGAUAUCGAGCUGAAUGACAAUCUGUACAAGGAGCUGCAAGUCACUCAGAAGGUUCCUGGGACGAGACCUUCCUUCUUAUGGAACACCAUCUGGAAGUACUUUAAUUUGCUGAAUGAAGAGAGGAAGAAAAUUUACCCCUUCGAUGCUAAGGCGAACAUUUUAAAACUGAUCGAUUUUGAUAUGCUGCGGGAGAACAUACUUGAGGUGGAGAAACUGUGUAGAAGUGAGAACUCACCCAUCGUGCUGUGCCACUGCGAUUUGCUCUCUUCCAAUAUUAUCAACACUGGGGGUGGCGCCAUAGAAGCGGGGGGAACGCUUGGCUCGACUGCUGCUGCGACUGCUGCGGUGGGCCCUCCUUACAACGCGCACAACGAUGCCGCUACCCUCGCCACCCCUGCCCACGAUGGGGAAACCAUCUGCUUUAUCGACUUCGAAUACUCCUGCCCCAUGGAGCGGGCCUAUGACAUAGCUAACCAUUUCAACGAAUACGCCGGAUUCAACUGCGACUGGGAUUUGACUCCCUCCAAGGAAGAAGAGUAUCAUUUUAUAAAGCACUACUUAGCCACAGAUGAUGAGGAAUCAAUUAGGAAGCUCAUCCAGGAAAUACAGCCCUUUUACAUCUCCUCGCACAUCAACUGGGGUCUUUGGUCCCUCGUGCAAGGCAUGCACUCCCCCAUUGACUUUGAUUUUAUAAACUACGGCAUGACUCGCCUCACUGCGUCCUGCCUGCCGAUUUUUAGAUCCAAGGUGUCCAGAAAAGCGGACCAAUGA